GAAGAAACAUUUAUUUGAUAGCUUGUUCAAUUGUCUUACAGUUAACAGGCAAGAUAAUCUGCAUUUUCUGAAUCCCAGUCUAGUUAUUCCUGUUGAUGCAUAUUGCCUUUAAACAGAUCACUCCUCCUUUACCUGAAAUAUUCAAGUAUUUCAUGUAAUUGCUAUUACUGAUCAUGCUUUUUGUUCUUCUUUUCUCUCUGGAAAAAUUAACCUAGUUAUAAAAUUAGUCUUGUUUGGAGGUACAUAAUCUACAGGCUGACAGAGGAAUGAAAAUGUGAAGGUUAUGAGCUAGAAACAUUCUAUCCCUAAAGCACAAGGUCCUUCCUGUGAACAAGGCCAGGAUUGACAUCAGAAUGCAACUUUAUUGAACUUUUCAAAAACAAUGAAUGAGCAUUUUGUUCUGGAAUGUAAUGCCUACUCAUUCACUUUUUUUGUUUGUUUCAGAUGGGCUGAAACAGUUUAACAAAUCUGGAAUUAAUAGAAGAUGAAGAUGAUCCCAUAACUAUAGGUGACUAUUUACAAUUAAGGGAAAUACCACACAAACUGGGAAAUGUAAACUUAAUCCGUGCAGUAAGUGAGGUGGAUUACCUAUAGACCAAGAGGCUUCCCUGGAACUCUAUCUCACAGACCCAACCCAUCUCUCUAAGGGAGGCAACACUUGGGUGUCACUUGUCCUAAGCUCUCAUUGUAUUUAAUACAGGUUGAGCAUCCAUAAUCUGCAAAGUCCAGAAAUGCUCCCAAAUCUGAAACUUUUUGAGCAUCCACAUGAUGCCACAAGUGGAAAAUUCCAUACCUGACCUUCUAUGACAGGUUGCAGUCAAAAUUUUGUUUCAUGCACAAAAUUUAAAGUUUUGCAAGCACCCGCCACCACACCUAAUUUUUGUAUUUUUAGUAGUGAUGGGGUUUCACCAUAUUGGCCAAGCUGGUCUCGAAUUCCUGACCUCAAGUGAUCUGCCCACCUCCGCCUCCCAAAGUGCUGGGAUUACAGGUGUGAGCCACUGCUCUUGGCCUAUUUAAAAUAGUGUAUAAAAUUAACUUCAGGCUAUAUGUGUAAGUUUUAUAGAAAACUAAUGCAUUUCACAUUUAAACAUAGGUUCCAUCCCCAAGAUAUCUCAUUAUGUAUACACAAAUAUUCUAAAAUCCAAAAUAAUCAGAAAUCUGAAACUGUUUUGUUCCCAAGCAUUUCAGAUAAGGGGUACUUAACCCAUUUAAACAUUUGUGAUUUGCACAUCUCUGUUGCUAGAGUCUAGGCAAUUUGCAGUGAAGGACUGGGACUCAUCAUACUUGUACCUUAGUGCUUACCGUACAGUGGGGCUGAAUGAUUAUCUAUUGAACGAAUAAAUCUUUUCAUAUCUAGAGACUGGUGUUGAGAGGGCAAAAUUAAAUGCCUAUUCUUGAAGAGUUACCAGUCUGUACAUCUUCUAGAGAGAACCAACUUUCUGCUGUUAAACCUUUCAGAGUCUAGUUCUAAGUCACUGACAAUUACUCAGCUAGUGACCCACUCAACCUCUCCUCUACUCUCAACUUCCAUUUCUGGAGGCUGUUACGUGGCCCUUCUCUCAGCAUUCUCAGUACACCUUCUAUCUAGGGAUAUUUGAUGUUUCCUUCUUUUGAAAAUCAUGCUACUGUAUGAGGUUUUUACUUUUUGAAUUAUCUUCCCAUCUGAUAUUCCAAGGCCUCCCUCAUCCCAGAUCAAGGUUUCUAAGCAGGAAAAAAGUUUGCGAAAAAUGCUGUGGUUUCUUAGGAGAACACUUAAAAUUUGCAACAAAGGAAAUCUUACAUCCUGUAAGAUGUAAAAUCCUCACCAUCUAUCAAGGACUACUAAUUUCCUCCUCCUGCUUCUGAGUUGAAAAACACAAGCUAAAUCUGUCUGCCUAACGCACAAAACCAGAUGUCCACUCUUCAUCUCACAGAAUUAACAUCUGCGUCUUUUAUCUACGUAAACAAACUUGUCAUUGAAAAAGUCCUUGGCUUUGAAGUCGCCAGAUGACGGAAGUUAACACUAACACUCAAACCCCCAGUCUGAUUUUUAGAGUGGGUCGAUUUCACGCAAGUUCAGUGGAAUUUCCCCAGACCGCUGGCCUGUUUCUACUCUGCUUCCCUAGGCGGCUUCUGGGACAGAAUUGUACUUCUCUAGGUAUUUGCUUGCACAUGGGUUUACUGAAACGGUCGCCACUGCACGACGUCCGUUCUUUCCGUGUAACUAUCCAGAGCCCAACACCAACCAACGUGCAACGCAUCCGUGCACACUGGCGCAGCCAUCACGACCUUUCAAACCGCCCGGCGGACCUCCCAAAGACACUCAAGGCCCCCGCCUUCCGGUCCCUCUGUCGCCGCCCGACGCCGUCAGGCUGUUCCUCGCUCGCCUUCGCCCUCCGCCAAUCCGGCUUUCCCCCAGAGGGCUCCCGGUUCUCCAGUCGUGCGCGGCUCAGGCUGCGGCUGUUCCGUCGGCUGCCGCUCCUCCUACCAGACGCAGAGCGCCGCUCUGCCCCGCCCCCCGCGCCGGCAGCCGUCCUUACAUCCGGGUACCGACUCCAGCCGCCCAGACGCUGGCACUAUGGUCAUGGCGGAGGGGACUGCAGUUCUGAGGCGGAACAGGCCGGGCACCAAGGCGCAGAAUUACGGAAAGGACACCUUUCAAAGGGGGCAUACAGGAUUUCUAUAAUUGGCCUGAUGAAUCCUUUGAUGAAAUGGACAGUACACUAGCUGUUCAACAGUAUAUUCAACAGAAUAUAAGAGCCGAUUGCUCCAAUAUUGACAAAAUUCUUGAACCACCUGAAGGCCAAGAUGAAGGUGUAUGGAAGUAUGAACAUUUAAGGCAAUUCUGCCUUGAGCUAAAUGGACUUGCUGUCAAACUUCAGAGCGAAUGCCAUCCAGAUACUUGCACUCAAAUGACAGCAACUGAACAAUGGAUUUUUCUUUGUGCAGCUCAUAAAACUCCAAAAGAGUGUCCUGCUAUUGACUACACUAGACACACACUUGAUGGUGCUGCAUGUCUUCUGAAUAGCAAUAAAUAUUUUCCCAGCAGGGUUAGCAUAAAGGAAUCAUCUGUAGCGAAACUAGGAUCAGUAUGCCGUAGGAUUUACAGAAUAUUUUCACAUGCUUAUUUUCAUCAUCGGCAGAUAUUUGAUGAAUAUGAAAAUGAAACAUUUUUGUGUCAUCGGUUUACUAAAUUUGUGAUGAAAUAUAAUUUGAUGUCCAAGGAUAACCUGAUUGUACCAAUUUUAGAAGAGGAAGUACAGAAUUCAGUUUCUGGGGAAAGUGAAGCAUGAAGGGAAUCAUAUGGAAAAAUGUACUGAUCACAUAAUUAACGUUAAUUAUGUACUGUAUAUAUCAUUUUAGACACAUCAAUCAUGUAUCCAUAUUAUAGCUUCUUUGUUUAGUAUAGAUUUUUGUAUGCUGGGUUUGCCUUUUAAAAUGGGAAAUACUUUUUAAGUUAUUCAUAAGCUGUAUAUUCACCAGUGUGGCACUCAUGGUUUUUAAAUAAGAUUAGUAUUAUCUGUUUAUAAUGCCUGUUAAUAAAAGAAUUUACAGUUUGGUAAAAUUGCUGCUAAACAAUCAUUGGAUCACAAUCCUCAUCAAACAAACCUAUCUAUAAAAAAAAAUGAGAGCUUGAGGUUUCACACAAGCCAUUUACUAAAGAGUUAUAAAUGUUUUCCUUUGGUUUUACUCUGAGUUUAGAUAUCCUAAAAAAUUCUAUAGUACAUAGUUUUGUCUUACCUGUUAAUUUUCCCCAAAUGAGAUAAAAGUGUUUUAAAAUUGUUUAUGGUUUUUGAUAUGCAUAUAUAAUUAUGUGUAUAUCUAAAUACAGAUGCAAAUGAAGCAUUGGUAAGACUUAAAUAAUUUUACUGUGCUACAUAAAGUAUAACAUACUUGGAAAGGAUUUACCUUUCUGCAACAAUGGACUGGUACAUACGGGAUUAUGAUAAUGAUAAGGCACGUAAAUGAUGUUCCCACUGGAAACCUGCCCUGUCCACCCCUUCUCAUUUCCCUUAACCUUAUCCUCAAACUACUUUAGCUGAGAAGCUUUUCACCAGACUGUGAGUUAGUGGUGGCUUAUACCUAUUUAUAUUUGUAUUAAUUGCUUACAGAUUAUACCUCAUAUUAGCAAUUACAUUACACUACAAGAAAAUGUAUUUGCAUAGGCUCUUGCUUAUCUUUGUUUUGCAAAAUUGUUCUACUUAGAAAACAGUCCUUAAAAUAGUUUAACUCUUCCUGUUAGUAAUAUUAAUCUUUCGUUUUACCAGGUAGGCAGCAUUAAAUAGAAUUGAAGAAAUACUGUAGUAUUUAUUUUAUACCCCCUCCCCACAAAGUUUAUGUUUGAAUUAUAUGCACGUGUGAGAUUAUUUGCAAUAAUUGAUAGGUUCCAAGGGUGUUGAUGAAUAGUCAUACAUUUUUUGGACUUUGUUGUAAUUCAUUGUGGUAAGAAUGAUUCAAACGCAGAUUUAACAAUCUUAUAAUCUAUUGAAUGCCAUUUUUAAUAAAGCAUUGGAGGUCUUACUGCCAAACUGAUUAUAAUGAGGCACUAAGGGUGAAAAAAAUUGUACAUGUUGUGAAGAAAGUAUUUAAAUCCAACUUUUGAACAGAUUUAACAAACAUGAGGAACUUCUUUUUCAUUUAAAAGGGUUAUUUUGAAAUGAAGAUGAAAAUAUAUUCAUCUUAAUGUAUUCAUUUUGUUUUUCAAACUUAAGGGAAUGAUUUAUACCAUAUUUUGAGACAAGAAUGUACAGCAAAAAUGUGGGGAACAGUAGUGUACUGAGAGUGCGUGUAUAUAUAGUGUGUGCAUUUCUAAGCCUGCCAGUCUUUCUGGCUUUGAACAGUGCCCACCAGCCAUAGUCGUUACUGUUCUCCAACCCACAACUAUCUUUUAAGAAGUCUUAUGUUCACAGUGGAAGGAAUGUUGACUUUGAAAUUAUGGAUUUAUAUUAAUGUCACUAUAAACCAAUGGGAAUGGUAAUUUUUAAACAAACUUACUAAAUAUUGAGAGACUAAAACUACUAAGUUAAUAAAUUAUAUAUAGCAGUAUAGCUGUUCUCUCUAGAUGCUGUCUCACAAUGGAUUUCUGUUGCUUAUUUUCUUAGUGAAUAUUUAAACUAAGGUAGUGACUGAGAUUUGGUGAUCUGGCUAAGUAUUUUGAAACACAUUUUGAAUAAUAUGGCUUAGUGUUGAUGGGGAAUUAAAUAUGAUUUUUUUCUUAUUCAUUUCAUCUUCCCUGUACUGUAUAUUUGGAAUUGAUCAUAAAAUCUCCAAAAGAAAAUAA
Molecule: messenger RNA, 5260 nt
Organism: Callithrix jacchus (white-tufted-ear marmoset)
Lineage: Eukaryota; Metazoa; Chordata; Mammalia; Primates; Cebidae
Gene: MOB4
Product: MOB family member 4, phocein
Source: RefSeq, a predicted model, not a curated record